AUGGUGGCUCAUGUUCUUUCCGUCUGUGUCCGUCACUCGCCUGUGGCCUUCGCACAAUUGCCGAGGGUUCCCACACUGGCCGUGGCCUGGCCGCUCAGCACUGCUUUGUGCCUCACGAGAACCCAGAUGAAUCCUGGGGCUACACAGCCGGCCUUGUUGCUUGCAAAGCUACCAGGGAGGGUCACACAUUUGUACCUCCAGUACAGUGAUGCACCUCCUCUAAUGCUAGAGGGGAUCAAGGACCAAGUUCUUUAUGUCUUGAAACUCUAUGACAAGAUUGACCCUGAAAAGCUCUCAGUCAAUUCCCAUUUCAUGAAAGACCUGGGCUUAGACAGUCUGGACCAAGUGGAGAUUAUUAUGGCCAUGGAAGACAAGUUUGGAUUUGAAAUUCCUGAUAUAGAUGCAGAAAAGUUAAUGUGCCCACAAGAAAUUGUAGAUUACAUUGCACAUAAGAAGAAUGUAUAUGAAUAA
Molecule: messenger RNA, 471 nt
Organism: Jaculus jaculus (lesser Egyptian jerboa)
Lineage: Eukaryota; Metazoa; Chordata; Mammalia; Rodentia; Dipodidae
Product: acyl carrier protein, mitochondrial-like
Exons: 1
Coding region: 1-471 (156 amino acids)
Biological process (GO): fatty acid biosynthetic process
Cellular component (GO): mitochondrion
Molecular function (GO): acyl binding; acyl carrier activity
Source: RefSeq, a predicted model, not a curated record